UGAGGGUCGGCGGCGCCUGCUUUCAGGGUCCGGCUCGGCCCCUGCGCGGCGCACCCGGCUGUGCUCCCGGCGCCCGGCGGGCUUCCUGGCGGCGGCGCGGCGCGGGGACUUUUCGCCUCUCGCUGGCCUCUUCCGAGCGCGUCUAUGAGCGCAGCGUUCCCGCCGUCGCUGAUGAUGAUGCAGCGCCCGCUGGGGAGUAGUACCGCCUUCAGCAUAGACUCGCUGAUCGGCAGCCCGCCGCAGCCCAGCCCCGGCCAUUUCGUCUACACCGGCUACCCCAUGUUUAUGCCCUACCGGCCGGUGGUGCUGCCGCCGCCGCCGCCGCCGCCGCCCGCGCUGCCCCAGGCCGCGCUGCAGCCCGCGCUGCCGCCCGCGCACCCUCACCACCAGAUCCCCAGCCUGCCCACCGGCUUCUGCUCCAGCUUGGCGCAGGGCAUGGCGCUCACCUCCACGCUCAUGGCUACGCUGCCCGGAGGCUUCUCCGCGUCUCCCCAGCACCAGGAGGCGGCGGCCGCCCGCAAGUUCGCGCCGCAGCCGCUGCCGGGUGGCGGCAACUUCGACAAGGCUGAGGCGCUGCAAGCCGACACCGAGGACGGCAAAGCCUUCCUGGCCAAGGAGGGCUCCUUGCUCGCCUUCUCCGCGGCCGAGGCGGUGCAGGCGUCGCUCGUCGGGGCUGUCAGAGGGCAAGGGAAAGACGAGUCAAAGGUGGAAGACGACCCGAAGGGCAAGGAGGAGAGUUUCUCGCUGGAGAGCGAUCUGGACUACAGCUCGGAUGACAAUCUGACCGGCCAGGCGGCUCACAAGGAGGAAGACCCCGGCCACGGGCUGGAGGAGGCCCCGCCGAGCGGCGGCGCCGCGGGCAGCACCACGUCCACGGGCAAGAACCGGCGUCGGCGGACUGCCUUCACCAGUGAGCAGCUGCUGGAGUUGGAGAAGGAGUUCCACUGCAAAAAGUACCUGUCGCUGACCGAGCGCUCGCAGAUCGCCCACGCCCUCAAACUCAGCGAGGUGCAAGUGAAAAUCUGGUUCCAGAACCGCCGGGCCAAGUGGAAACGGGUGAAGGCUGGCAACGCCAAUUCCAAGACAGGGGAGCCCUCCAGGAACCCCAAGAUCGUCGUCCCCAUCCCCGUCCACGUCAGCAGGUUCGCGAUCAGAAGUCAGCAUCAGCAGCUGGAGCAGGCCCGACCCUGAGGGCCCAGGGAGAGCCAGGGCCUGGACCGCCGUUGGAGAAGCUACAGCUCUGGAAGGAAACCACGGUGGCCUCUGCCAUGUUUGAAGCAAAACUCAAAGUCACCCCCCCACACACACACACACACCCAACUUUGGACAUCCCAAGCACACUGAGAGUAUAUUCCUUCAGAAGGCUGAAGACUGCUUUCGAAGGGGCUACAGCUCUACCUGAUGCCUGAUGACACAGUAAAUAUUUAUUAUACUAUCCUACUUUGUACAUAGAUAUCUAUAUAAACUGGAUCUCAGCUGCAGUAUUUUGAAAGUUAGAGGACCAAACUGCCCUGUAAUGUUCUCCACUCACAUUCCAGAAGAAAACAGAACCUCUGCUGUAAUCCUCCACGGAUAGCAGCCACCUUUCCAUACUUUUCCAAAGGUAAACAUAACACUGAAGAACAAA
This is a messenger RNA of Panthera uncia (snow leopard), 1627 nucleotides long. It is a transcript of the gene GBX2, whose product is annotated as gastrulation brain homeobox 2. Lineage: Eukaryota; Metazoa; Chordata; Mammalia; Carnivora; Felidae. Gene Ontology annotation, biological process: regulation of nervous system development; regulation of transcription by RNA polymerase II. The record is from RefSeq and is a predicted model, not a curated record. Gene Ontology annotation, cellular component: nucleus. Gene Ontology annotation, molecular function: DNA-binding transcription factor activity, RNA polymerase II-specific; RNA polymerase II transcription regulatory region sequence-specific DNA binding. The transcript is spliced from 2 exons. The coding region runs from base 145 to 1191 and encodes 348 amino acids.